CUAAUUCAAUAAUUUAAAUUAUACAAUUCAAAUUAUACAACUUUUUUUUUUUUUUUUUGAUAAAUUGCAGAGGGGUUUUUUAUGGGGUGGGGGUGAGGAGUGUAGAAAAGUCAAUUGGAUAAGGUGGGAGGUGGAAAAUCUAAAUGUAUUAAUCAAAUGGGAGAAUGGGCAAACAGGCAGUGGCAAUGGUGGCUAUUCACAAGUAACGGCAGAUAGCUGGAGAUGGAAACACACAAGUAAUGGCACAUACUCGGUGAAAUCUGGAUACUCAAUCAUCAAAUCAACACAGCCGAGUGAGAAGGUGCAUAUUCACAAUCAUCUGAAGCCCAAUUUGUACCAAGUAAGAUUAAUGCUUUCAAUUGGCUAGCAAUGCAAGAUAGAAUACCCACUCGUUUUAAUCUGUUUAAACGUGGAAUUGUGAAUGAUUUAAGUAUGACAAAAUGUGCACUUUGUGGGAAAGUAGCGGAGGACACACAUCAUUUAUUCCUACAUUGCAGUCACGCACAUAAGAUUUGGACUAGGUGCUAGAAAUGGUGGGGGUGGAAAGCUUACUUCCAGAAUGUUGCAUACAAGCUUAUGAGCAGCAACUUUAUCUAUUCAAUAACAGGAAGUUGGCAUUGGGUUGGAGUGUAGUUUGGAAAGCAGGUAUAUGGACAUUAUGGCUAGUCAGGAACAACAUGAUUUUUAAUGAGAAGGCAAUGGUUAAUGGGAAAGCAUUCGAGCUAAUCCAAUUACAAACGGUUCAUUGGAUUAAAGCAAAAGCUAAAGAUUGCAAAAUUUCUUUUAUGGACUGGGUACAGGAACCGGGGGAAUGUACGAAACAAAUUGGGAUGUAAUUUUGUAUCAAAUGUGUUUUGAAUUGUAGUAUUUAUUGUACUCAAAAUAAAAAAAUAUAUAAUUAAGCUUUUU
This is a messenger RNA of Rubroshorea leprosula, 909 nucleotides long. NCBI's taxonomy places the organism in Eukaryota, Viridiplantae, Streptophyta, Magnoliopsida, Malvales, Dipterocarpaceae. The record is from the annotation of a GenBank genome assembly.